Molecule: messenger RNA, 1109 nt
Organism: Mixia osmundae IAM 14324
Lineage: Eukaryota; Fungi; Basidiomycota; Mixiomycetes; Mixiales; Mixiaceae
Exons: 4
Coding region: 39-1085 (348 amino acids)
Biological process (GO): protein import into peroxisome membrane
Cellular component (GO): peroxisome; peroxisomal membrane
Source: RefSeq, a predicted model, not a curated record
UUCAAUUCGAAUCGCCGGUGUCAUUAGUCGGUGCGAGCAUGGCACCAUCCAAUGCCAAUGGAGAGGAUGUUGACGAUCUGGAUGACUUGGACGAUGUGCUAGAAGAGUUCACUGCCCCAGCCAAAGAGCCAGAACAGACAGCUACUCAGACAACUCAGGAGACAGCAGCCACACCGCUCCUAGCAAGCCGAGAUGGCGCCAAAGAUCCGGGUGAUCCAGGCGAGCUGGAUGCGACUUUCGAAGCCGAUCUCGCAAAGGAAAUGGAGGCCUUCAUUGCUCAGAUGGGCGGCGGACCCCCGCCUGCUUCUGGUGCUGCUCAGACGGCGGCAGGCGAUCUUCCACCUGGCUUUCCAGAUCUCUCUGCGCUAGGACUAGAUGGUCCUGGCGGAGACGGCGAGAUGAGCGACGAAGCAUUGCGAAAGAUGUUCGAGCAAAUGCUGUCCGGGUCGGGCAUGCCAGACUUUGCUUCACUCAUGGCCAAUGACAUACCGCCGCCGCUCUCAGCUUCGAGUAGUGGCAGCGUAGCAGCUGCCACAGGCGCAGAGAAAGGCAAAGCGCGGCAGGCAAACGCACCGAAAGCGCCGCAAGACUUUCAAGAGACCAUCAGGCAGACAAUGGAGAAGCUCAAAGGCUCCUCGGACAGCGUCAAGGCGGACCUUGACGCGACCUCGAAUGACCCAAUGGCUGCACUGCUAGCCCAGAUGAGCGGCAGUGGCUCUGAAGAAGAAUUACAGGCUGCCAUCGAAUCCAUGAUGGGUCAGCUGAUGAGCAAAGACCUGCUAUAUGAGCCUCUCAAGGAGCUAUCCACCAAGUACCCACAAUGGCUCAGGGACAAUGAGAGCAAGAUCGAAGCAAGCGAGGUGCAAAGGUACAGAGCCCAACAAGAAGUAGUAGACGAGAUUGUGCGGAGUUACGAAUCGCCAAAGUUCAACGACGACGACGAGGCGCAGCAGAAGCAUAUCGUCGAGCUCAUGUCCAAGAUGCAAGAAUCUGGAGCCCCGCCGACGGAGCUCAUGGGAGAAAUGCCACCUGGAAUGAAUCUAGACAACCUGCCGAGUGACAUGGAGAACUGUACAAUCAUGUAAUGCAUCACGUCUGUACUUGCGCUA